AUUACUGUCACAUUGGAGGAGACUGGAGAUCUGAUUAACACCAGAGAAAGACCAGACUCGGAGAAACCAGAGACGUCCAAACCAGCAAGACGACACCACUGCUCCCACUGUGGAAUGAUGUUUAACCAGUUAAGGUGUCUGAAACGACAUGAGAGAAUACACACAGGGGAGAAGCCUUUCCAAUGCUCCCACUGUGGAAAGGGUUUUAACCAGUUAGGGGACCUGAAAACACACGAGAGAAUACAUACAGGAGAAAAGCCAUACCACUGCUCCAAGUGUGAAAAAGGUUUUAACCAGUUAGGAAACUUGAAGCGGCAUGAGAGAAUACAUACAGGAGAAAAGCCGUACCACUGCUCCCACUGUGGAAAGGGUUUUAACCAGUUGUGGGACCUGAAAGGCCACAAGACUUUGCACACAGCGGAGAAGCCUUAUCACUGCUCCCUUUGCGGAAAGAGUUUUACCGUGUUAGGGAGCUUGAAAAUACAUGAGAGAAUACACACAGGAGGGAAGCCUUACUACUGCUCCCAGUGUGGAAAGCGAUUUACCCAGUUAGGAAGUCUGAAAGAGCAUAAGAUACUGCAUACAAGGGAGAAGCCUUACCCCUGCUCCCUUUGUGUAAAGAGCUUUUCCUCAUCAGGGUGCCUGAAAAGACAUGAGAGGACACACACAGGCGAUAAACCUUUCCAAUGCUUCCAGUGUGGAAAGAGUUUUUCCUUGUUAACGAGCCUGAAAAGACAUGAGAGAACACACACAGGAAAUAAGACUCAUCACUGCCCCCAGUGUGGAAAGAGUUUUAACCUUAAAGAAUACCUGAAAGUGCAUGAGAGAAUACACACAGGGGAGAAGCUAGAGAAGCAUUUCCACUGCUCCCAGUGUGGAAAGAGUUUUUUCUUGUUAGCGAGCCUGAAAAGACAUGAGAGGACACACACAGCAUUGCUCCCAGUGUGGAAAGAGUUUUAAGCUGAAAGGACAACUGAACAGGCAUGAGAGAAUACACACAGGGGAGAAGCCAUACCACUGCUCCCAAUGUGAAAAGAGUUUUGCCUGGUUAGGGGACCUGAGAAGACAUGAGAGGACGCACAUGGGGGAAAAGCCUCAUCACUGCUCCCAGUGUGGAAAGAGUUUUACCCAGUUAAGACACAUGAAAAGACAUGAGAUAAUACACACAGGAGAUACAAAUGUAGGCUGAGCAGUGGGACAUAGGACAGAUGUAGGCUGCUGAACAGUAGGACAUAGGACAGAUAUAGACUGAACAGUGGAACAGAGGACAGAUGAAGGCCCAAUUAAUGAUGGGUCAGUAGUUCCCAGACACUCGGAAUGUGUCUUGACUUUCCAGUGUUUCCCUCCUGCAUGUAUUGUAAAGGAUUGUGUUUGUGGAUGUGUUUUCUGGGUGAGGGUUUGGUUUGUGCCCUCUAGUGCACAGUUGAUUCAAAUAACCAACUCAUCAUCAAGCUUUUCUUAUUUGAAUGGGCUGUGUAGUGUUAGAGGACCUGAAAGAAUACAGAGGUUUUGUUCUGACUUCUCUCUUUUUCUUUAAGUUGUUCAAAUGUUUCACUGACCUUCACAUCUUAAAAGUAAUGAUGGACUAUCAUUGAGCUGUCUUCUGUAUAUCACAUCUUAAAGUAAUGAUGGACUAUGAUUUAGCUGUCUUCUGUAUAUCACAUCUUAAAGUAAUGAUGGACUAUGAUUUAGCUGUCUUCUGUAUAUCACAUCUUAAAGUAAUGAUGGACUAUGAUUUAGCUGUCUUCUGUAUAUCACAUCUUAAAGUAAUGAUGGACUCAUCAUUUAGCUCUUCUGUAUAUCACAUCUUAAAGUAAUGAUGGACUCAUCAUUUAGCUCUCUUCUGUAUACCCCCCCCCCCCUACCUUGUCACAAUACAACGGAUUGGC
Messenger RNA from Oncorhynchus gorbuscha (pink salmon), 1889 nucleotides. Its product is annotated as zinc finger protein 135-like. NCBI's taxonomy places the organism in Eukaryota, Metazoa, Chordata, Actinopteri, Salmoniformes, Salmonidae. The record is from RefSeq and is a predicted model, not a curated record. Gene Ontology annotation, biological process: regulation of transcription by RNA polymerase II. The transcript is spliced from 2 exons. Gene Ontology annotation, molecular function: DNA-binding transcription factor activity; RNA polymerase II cis-regulatory region sequence-specific DNA binding. Bases 115 to 960 code for a protein of 281 amino acids.